Messenger RNA from Zea mays, 3452 nucleotides. RefSeq names its product glutamate receptor 2.8. Gene Ontology annotation, molecular function: ligand-gated monoatomic ion channel activity. The coding region runs from base 291 to 3401 and encodes 1036 amino acids. The transcript has 3 exons. The record is from RefSeq and is a predicted model, not a curated record. Gene Ontology annotation, cellular component: membrane. Lineage: Eukaryota; Viridiplantae; Streptophyta; Magnoliopsida; Poales; Poaceae.
GCUGCAGCACUCUAAACAGACAAGCGAACAUAGUUGUCCCGUGUCAGAUGUGUACUGCUGCAGAUGAAUGACAAUCCAGAUAGAUACAGCAACAGCUUCGUCUAUAUCGGAUGGAAGAUGGUGGUGGGUUAGCCAGUGUUUGCCUUGCUACCUCGUCGCAUUCGUCUGAGAGAACUAGGGCGCUGUAAAUUGAAGUAAAAUAAACCUUACUCAGCAAGCCACUGGCCACUUCCAAAUAGUCGUUCAACCAAGGAGCAUUCGAAUCGAAAAAACAAGGAUGAGACGGCGCGAUGCAUUGCCACGGGACACGCAACCUCGCCGCUGACUCGCCCAGUAUAAGAAGGAAUCCAGUGUUCCAGUCCCAAGGACACAAGCAGCAUCAACCGAUCGUCCAGGAAAUGCAGAUGCGUUUCGCCGCCACCUCCGCUUCCUUCGUCCUACUCUGCCUUCUGGCUGCUCUGCUCGGCCACUGGCCCGCCGCCGCUGCUGAGACCGUUAAUGUCGGCGUCAUACUCGACCUGGCCUCUGCCCCCGGGAGGAGGUGGCGGACCAGCAUUAGCAUGGCGGUGGAGGACUACUACGCCACGCACACCAACUCCACCACCAGGGUCGACCUGCAUUUCCGGGACUCGUCCGGCGACGCCGUCGCCGCCGCUUCCGCCGCGGUGGACCUGAUCAGGAACGCCAAGGCGCAGGCCAUCAUCGACGGGUCGCGGACGGCCGCCGCCGCCGAGUUCGUGGCGCGCAUCGGCGACCGCGCCCACGUGCCCGUCCUCGCCUUCUCCGCGGCGCCCGCGACGUGGACCGCGCGCUUCUCCGUGGCCACCGCGCCGGGCGACUCCUCGCAGGCCGCGCCCAUCGCGGGCGUCCUGGAGAACUUCCACUGGCGCUCGGCGGUCCUGCUGCACGAGGACUCGCGCUCCGGCGCCGGCAUCGUCCCGGCGCUCUCCGACGCGCUCCGGGGCGCCGGCGCCACCGUGGCGCACCGCGCGGCGGUGCCGGCCGACGCGUCCGACGACCGCCUCGACGCGGUGCUGUACCGCGCCUCGGCGAUGACGGCGCGCGUGUUCGUCGUGCACAUGCCCUUCCCGCUGGCGCUGCGGCUGUUCCACAGGGCCAAGGGCGCCGGCAUGAUGUCCGACGGGUACGUCUGGAUCGCCACGUCCGCCGUGGGCGACACCGGCGACGGCGACGGCGACGCGCUGGGCAGCGACGACGCCGACGCGAUGCAGGGCGUCGUCAGCGUCCGCCAGUACGCGCCGCCCACCAGCGAGGUCAGCGACUUCGCCAGGCGGUUCAAGGCGAGGUUUCAGCUGGAGAACAAUGGCUCUCAGGACACCACGGAGCCGACCACGUCGACGCUCCAGGCGUACGACACGGCGUUCGCGGCCGCCGCGGCCGUUGAGGCGGCCGGGAUCUCUGGCUCGGCCUUCGAGCCACCGACAGGAGGAGGGACGGAGCUGGACCAGCUCGGCGUGUCUGCCACCGGCGAGAAGUUGCUCAAGGCUGUGCUCGACACGACAUUCGAGGGGCUGGCAGGGAAGUUCAGGCUGCUGGACGGGCAACCGCAGACGCCGGCGUACGAGAUCGUGAACUUCGCCGCUGACGGGCUCACGACGGUGGGGUUCUGGACCACGAAGAGUGGGGUCUCGCAGGAGUUCGACGCCGGCAGCGGUGAAGGUUUGAAGAAAGUAAGUUUCCCCGGCGCGGGAGAAUCUGACACGCGAAUUCCGGACGGGUGGGCUUUCUCGCCGGUGGAACGGUCGCUUGUCAUCGCCGUGCCGGUGAAGCACGGGUUCCAGCAGUUCGUGCAGGUGUACAACGACACGACGAGCGACAGGACGAUGGUCUCCGGCUACUGCAUCGACGUGUUCGAGGCGGCCAUCAAGGCACUGCCCUACCCGGUGUACUACCAGUACGCGCCGUACUACGGCAUCGGGAACGCGAGUUCGUCUUCUUACGACCAGAUGGUAGAGCUGAUUCCCGAGGAGAAAGCCGAUGCGGUCGUCGGCGACGUGUCGAUCACGGUGGUCAGAAUGGGGGAUGCGGACUUCACCAUGCCGUACACCGAGUCGGGAUGGUCGAUGGUCGUGGCGGUGCAGGCGCAGACGGCCACGGGCAUGUUCUUCUUCCUCAAGCCGCUCACGCCCGCGCUCUGGCUCGUCAGCCUCGCCGCCUUCAUCUUCACCGGCUUCGUCAUCUGGGUGAUCGAGCACCGGAUCAACCCGGAGUUCCGAGGCACGCCACUGCAGCAGUUCGGCAUCAUCUUCCACUACGCCUUCUCCACCCUUGUCUUCGCGCACAGGGAGAAUGUGGUGAGCAACCUGUCCAAGUUCCUGAUGGUCAUAUGGGUGUUCGCCGUCCUGAUCCUGACGUCGAGCUACACGGCCAGCUUGACAUCGAUGCUGACGGUCCAGAAGCUCCGGCCGGCAGUGACGGACGUGAAUGAUCUCAUCGACAACGGUGACUACGUCGGGUACCAGGAGGGUUCCUUCGUCCACGGCGAGCUUCUGCAGAUGAAAUUCGACCCGAGCAGGCUGAGGAGCUACAGCACGCCGGCCGAGUACGCGGACGCGCUGUCCAAGGGAUCGGCCGGCGGCGGGGUCGCUGCGGUGUUCGACGAGGUCCCGUACCUCAAGGUCUUUCUGUCGCAGUACUGCGACGGCUACACCAUGUCCGGCCCCGUCUACAAGGGCACGGGCCUCGGGUUCGCGUUUGCGAGAGGCUCUCCCAUGGCGACGGAGGUGUCGCGCGCCAUCGUGGGGCUGACGGAAGGCGACGACAUGGACCUCAUCGAGAGGAAGUGGUUCGGCGUGCCCGGGUCAUGCGUCGACGGCGUCGACGCGGACAACGCCAGCCUCACCCUGUGGAACUUCAGUGGGCUGUUCCUCAUCACCGCCGUGGCGGCCACGCUCGUGCUCCUCGCCUACCUCGUCACGUUCAUCUACCGGGAACGGCACGAGGUCCGGGCGGCGGCGGAGCCCGGGUCCGGGAGCGUGUCGCUCAAGCGGUUCCGCGCGUGGCUGCAGCACUACGACCGCAAGGACAUGUCUGCGCCCCACUUCAGGCAGCAGCAGGGAUGGAGCGACUCGCCGUCGACGAACGGCGGCAGCAGCCAUGGGAGGAAGAGGGAGGGGGCGGAGCAGGAGGAUGCCACAGCCACGCGCGAUUUCGGUGGGCCCCGGGCGUCGCCUCUGAGCGACCACUCCCGCAUGGACUCGGUUUCGCGCUCGCCGCUGGAGCGGAAGGGGUCCAACGAGUUCAGGACCCCGUUCGAGCAGCGGAUGGGGGAGGCGGCAGCCGCGUCCGGGGAGAGACGCUCGUCCACACCAGAGCGCAAGCAGUCGCUGAAGUUUGCACAGGACACCGAGGAAAGAAAGAAGCUGCCGUUAUCCCCGUGAACGUGAAUGUAAUUUGACAAUUUGUACUACCUGCGCCGGUACAGGCAAAAC